Molecule: messenger RNA, 1593 nt
Organism: Stylophora pistillata
Lineage: Eukaryota; Metazoa; Cnidaria; Anthozoa; Scleractinia; Pocilloporidae
Biological process (GO): transmembrane transport
Cellular component (GO): mitochondrial inner membrane
Source: RefSeq, a predicted model, not a curated record
UCGUCAUUCGAGAACGAAUCGAACUUCCAGUCACGAUACGAUGGCCAACGCAGUUCCCUUUGACUUUUGAAAUCUACGAAUAAAGAUGCAAUUCAUCGUUGUAAAAUAUGGUUCUAAAGGAUUCAACCCAGGAGCAUGAUAAGGAUGUUCAUGGAUUAUCGAAAUCAAAAUUCCUGGAGGGCAAAGAAGAACUCGAGCGAGAAGUUGAUAAUGAGCCGGCAAAGCCAAUUUUUCCUGGUGGCAAACAAGUCAAACAUGUCAUAUCUGGGGGAGUUGCAGGCGCUUUGUCACGAACUUGUGUUUCACCCUUAGAAAGAGUGAAAAUCCUUCUGCAGAUUCAAGUUAAGGAUCCAAAAUUUUCAGGCGUUGGUGCAACUUUGAUCAAAAUAGGAAGAGAGGAAGGCUUAAAGGGUUAUUUUAAGGGUAAUGGAACAAAUGUUCUUAGAAUUAUUCCAUACUCAGCAGUACAAUUUGCUUCAUAUGAAGAAUUCAAGAAGCUUCUGAAGGUUUCAGAAGAUCUUCAGAACCAGACUCCUAUAAGGCGGCUUGUUGCUGGAGGUUUGGCUGGGACAACUUCUGUUAUUGUAACUUAUCCACUUGAUCUUGUUAGAACAAGACUUGCAGCACAAGGUGAAGGGGCAGAAAGAAGAUACAGGAAUAUUUUACAUGCAUUUCAAACAAUUCUGAAAGAUGAAGGAGGACUUAUUAGUGGUUGUCUUUAUAAAGGACUUCCCCCUACGGUCAUGGGAAUUGCUCCUUACAUCGGCUUGAAUUUUGCUGUAUAUGAAACUUUGAAAGAUUUUGUCCUGGGGCAUUUCAUUGUGAGAGCGCGGGAAGCAGAGCUCAAAAGAAUGGACAAAGAUAGGGAGUUACCUGUUGUAGUUCGUCUGAUCUGUGGGGGACUGGCAGGAGGUAUUUCUCAAACUGUAACUUAUCCUCUAGAUGUGGUACGUAGGCGAAUGCAAAUGAAGGGAAUAAGUGGAGACCUGUUUGCGUACACUUCUACCAAGCAUGCAUUCACAACCAUUGUUCAAGUGGAAGGAAUCAAAGGUUUAUACAAAGGAAUGUGGCCGAAUCUGCUUAAGGUUGCCCCACUUGUUGGAAUACAGUUUGUAGCUUAUGAAAUAACUAAGGCCUUCUUGUAUGGCCAAGGACUACAACUCCCUUGGAGAUAGCAAUGACAUGCGUUUAUACUUAAAGUAAUUCUCUAUAAUGAUAGUCAAUUGUGGCCGAAAAACCGAGGUUUGCGAAAGAAAGAGUUCGUAACUGAAAGAUUUGAAUUGCCCAUUUCGUUAUUUAAUACCUAGUGAUAAGAAUUCAAACCAUAACAAUGUAAUUUUAAGGAAGCAUUCGAUAUUUAAUGUUGCUGUUCAGUUAAACUAUCUUCUUUUUAAAUAUGUGGCGUGAAAAGCACUAAUCUGCAUUGUUUGGGGCACCUGCUUUUUUGUUCCUUUUCCUGAGAGCGAGAACCUGGUUCAUGUUCUGAAAAAGGAGCCUUUUUACAUCUCUGUAGAUAAGCAAACUUUUUCCAAAAAACUUUUCUGAAAUACAGUGUUGCACUUAUCAAUCGAAUAAAAGUGACUACUUGAAAGA